AGUACGCAACACUAAGUACGCAUCUCUACUACGCUUUCUUUAAAGGAAAAUACAGUUCAUUUAUUAACUAUAGACAAGACACGACUUCAUAUUAGGUGUUUCACGAUACAAUAUAAUCUGUUUACCAGGUAUCCACAGUGAAACGUACUUGCAAGUUCACAUGUUAAAUGCUAAAGAUGUUAGAAAUAAGUUUAAGUUGUUCUAAAAUGAUCUGAGUUUAAAUACUGACGACAAAGUUACUAAAUAAACUACUGAGUAAAGCUACAAACGAAUAAAUUCGCUCAAUCUGCAAUGUACGCAAUUGUAAACAAAGCUAGCCACACAAAUACUGUAUAACUUAAAACUACAGCGUCCUGUAAAAGGACGACCAAGCCUCUUUUUUUUACCACAGUACUUCAACCUAACAUUAAUAAGAGAGCUUUUCUUCAGUCGUGGUGUAUUUAAAUGAGAGAGCCUUCCACCGCUGAGACACACCGUCAGCAGCAGUGUGAUGAGACACGACAGACGACAUCUGCAGUGAAACCGAGUCAGAACCGGGACAGCUGCGCUGGAACGCGCCUCACUGCACCGAGCAAUAAUAACUUCAUGCCAUCUCAACAUAAACCGCGUCCUGUCAUGAUGAUGAUCUUGUGCUUGGAAACCAUUACCUGCACUCUGUUGUUCCUUUCAACCUUCGUGACCACCUACCCAGCCGACUUGGACAAAGGACGGAGGAGAGUGGUUCAUGUAAUGGAGGACGAUACUGGAGCAGUGAUAGUCCAGACUGCUCCAGGUAAGGUAGUCACUCAUCGAGGUGGCACCAUCACCCUUCCCUGCCGUUUCCACCAUGAACCAGAGGACGUCGACCCUAACCGCAUCCGGAUCAAAUGGACGAAGGUUUCCGAUGCUUUCCAGUUUGAAGACGUCUUCGUAGCGCUGGGGCGACAACAGAAGGCAUUCGGGUCCUACCGUGGCCGUGUGUCUCUAGAACAGGCAGGGCCAGGAGAUGCUUCAGUUAUUAUUCACAACAUCACCUUGGAAGACUACGGCCGCUAUGAAUGUGAGGUCACCAACGACAUGGAGGACGACACGGGAUUUGUCAAUCUAGACCUUGAAGGUGUGGUGUUCCCAUACUACCCUCCAUCUGGACGCUACAAGCUGAACUACCACCAGGCAGAGGAAGUGUGCCGACAGCAAGAUGCAAUUCUGGCCUCCCAUGCGCAACUUCACAAGGCUUGGCUUGAGGGGUUGGACUGGUGCAACGCUGGCUGGUUAGAGGACGGCUCGGUCCAGUACCCCAUCUCGCAUCCUCGAGACCAAUGUGGCCGCAAGGAUAGCCCUCCCGGUGUCCGCAACUAUGGCUACAGGCACAAAGACGACGAACGCUAUGAUGCUUUCUGCUUUACCUCAAAUCUCAACGGACGUGUUUACUUUCUCAAACGUUUUAAGAAGGUAAACUACCUCGAGGCGGUAAAAGCAUGUCAACGGGACGACGCAAUGAUUGCCAAAGUUGGACAACUAUACGCCGCAUGGAAGAUCCAACUCUUGGACCGUUGUGAGGCAGGCUGGGUGGAAGAUGGCAGCAUCCGUUACCCCAUCGUCAACCCUCGGGCUCGCUGUGGAGGUGCAGAACCUGGUGUCCGAAACCUGGGUUUCCCAGAUAAGAAGUUCCGCCUGUAUGGAGUCUACUGCUUCCGCAGGAACACUGAUGUCCUGUCGACACAGGCUCCGAAAGAAACCACAUCCAAACCUGCUAACAGCACUAAAAGUAUCUGAAAGAUACUAGCAAAAUACUAGUAACUAGCAUGACAGACAAGGCUUUUUGCACACCUGCUAGGCUACUAGGCAACUAGGCUAGCGCUAAACUCGGGGCAUAAUUGAGCUUUGCACUUGCUUGAAAUGAGGUGUCAAUCAUCUCUAAAUUGAAAAAACAACUUUUUUUCCUCAGAGACUUUACUAGGGAAGAAUAGGACACAAUGUAUUAGCUUAAUUAUUUCACAGUAUGCAUGCAGAACUUAGCCUUCAGGUCUUUUUUGUUUUACUUUGCCGUUUCCCAGGGAAGACAAAAGUGACUUUAAUUGGCGCUAAGAAAGCAGGAAAGCUAAUUUAGGCUUAUAGUGAGUAUAAUAGCCCUCAAUGACCUGAUGAUGAGGAAGUGAUAAUGGACAGAACUUUCAUCAGAUGCUAGCAUGAUCUGGCUAGCUUGGCUGGGCUUAGCCUGCUUAUUAAAAUGAACUUUCACAGUUAUUGCAAUCUAAGUGUCUAAGCAUCAAACUGAUUAGCUUUGCCAGUUACUAUGCACCUAACACUAGACACUCAUUUUUGAUACGACCUUGCGAGCAAUAAAAUUAGGCAUGCCAUUUUCUAGAUGUUUAUUACAGUGAUAAAGCUAAAAUAUUGUGAAUGACACCUACAUCAGCUGCUUUACUACCUCUUAGUGGUUGACAAUUGCACUGUCUGUUUAGUAUUGCACAAUAUGAUUAUGCAUUUUAGAUUAAAGUUAUUUACCUGUU
Molecule: messenger RNA, 2492 nt
Organism: Labeo rohita (rohu)
Lineage: Eukaryota; Metazoa; Chordata; Actinopteri; Cypriniformes; Cyprinidae
Gene: hapln4
Product: hyaluronan and proteoglycan link protein 4
Biological process (GO): cell adhesion
Molecular function (GO): hyaluronic acid binding
Source: RefSeq, a predicted model, not a curated record